This is a messenger RNA of Anastrepha obliqua, 855 nucleotides long. RefSeq names its product serine protease 1-like. Gene Ontology annotation, molecular function: serine-type endopeptidase activity. NCBI's taxonomy places the organism in Eukaryota, Metazoa, Arthropoda, Insecta, Diptera, Tephritidae. The transcript is spliced from 2 exons. The record is from RefSeq and is a predicted model, not a curated record. Gene Ontology annotation, biological process: proteolysis. Bases 1 to 855 code for a protein of 284 amino acids.
AUGAAGCUUCUGAGCAUUUUCGCCUUAUGCAUUGCUGGCGCUGCACACGCCUUCAGCGUAGUGGAACUCACCCCGCACCACAUUGAAUCGCCAGUGUUAGCCAAUAUCGUUGAAUCAACUAAUAAUAUCGAACCGAAUGGACGGAUUACUAAUGGGGAAAAGGCUACUGCUGGUCAAUUUCCCUACCAAGUUGGUCUUCUACUGAAAUCGAAUGCUGUCUCCUCGGCCUGGUGUGGUGGUUCUUUGAUUUCGAACACGUACGUCUUGACAGCUGCGCACUGCAUUGACAGUAUCCCUGAAAUUACAGUUUAUUUGGGCGCUACUGAACGCACAUCUCCCGAAUUUACACACACAGUUACCAAAGCCGAUGUUAUCAUUCAUUCUAGCUGGAACAGAAGAACCCUGAGAAAUGACAUUUCACUCAUCAAAAUCCCAUAUACACCUUAUACAAGUAAAAUUAGUGCAGUCCAGCUACCCUCCAUCGCCAAUUCCUACUCAACCUAUAUUGGUGAGCGAGUUGUUGCAUCUGGUUGGGGUCGCACUUCUGAUUCUAGCAACUCAGUCACCAAACAUUUGAUGUUUGCCACCUUAGAAGUCUUUUCGAAUUCAUUGUGCGCUAAGUCCUAUGGAAGUUCCUUUGUGCGAUCGUCCAUCAUUUGUGUUGCGACGCCUAGUGGUCAGUCCACCUGCAACGGUGAUUCUGGUGGUCCAUUAGUAUUGGAAUCGUCUAUGAUUCAAGUUGGUUUAACCUCGUUCGGGGCAAGCAUUGGCUGCGAGUUGGGCUAUCCAAUCACAUUCACUCGUUUGACCAAGUACUUAAAAUGGAUCAAGGAACAUACAGGAGUUUCAUACUAA